GAGCUGAAACGCCCAGAAGUAUUAUAGCGUGCGCGAGCAAUUGUUGACUUUCCAUUGUCUGCGUACCGAAUUACCACGUAGCACAACUCGACAUCGCAAUUGCCAUGGCUUUCGUCCCUGUCGCAGGCGCCAUCGCCGGCACCGCUGCCGCCGCUGCGUAUAUCGAUGCGAAGUUCCACCUGAGUAAGGACGUGAGUGGAUAUUUGGGUGCGCGCGCCAAUCAGCGCGCGAUCGACGCCAAUGCCUCCAAGGGCCAGUCAAUGUGGUACCAGUUCGAGGCGCAGGUGCAUCGGCUGCCGGCUGACGCUGAGGCCAUCUGGAGCCGCAACGGCUGCUACACCUGGGCUGAGACGUAUGCGAAUUCGUGCCGCUAUGGGCAGUUUAUGCUGCAGCAGGGCGUGCAGCCUAAUACCCUGGUGGCGAUGUACAUGAUGAACCGGCCUGAGUUCUUGUUUACGCAUUUGGGGAGCUGGGCGAUUGGGAGUGCGCCGGCAUGGAUCAACUACAACUUGGCGGGGGAUGCGCUUGUGCAUUGUCUCAGGGUGGCCAAGGCGAAGGUUAUUGUUGUUGAUGAGGACGCGGAGUGUGGGAGGCGGAUAGAGGAGGUUAGGGACAGGCUCGAGGGCGAGCUGGGCAUGAAGAUUGUGGUGCUGGAUCCGGCGCAGAAGGGCGAGAUCUCGAGACUGGAGCCGAAGAGGCCUGGCGACGAGCUGAGGAUUGGCGCGAAGGGGAAGUUUCCUUUGUUUUUGUUCUACACAAGUGGUACUACCGGACACCCAAAAGCAUGUCCAUUUGAGACACAACGAGGAGCAGCCCUAACAGGCAGAGUUGGUGCCAUGGGGCUGAAAACCGGGCCCGAUGGUGACAGAUGGUAUGUCUGCAUGCCGCUCUACCACGGCACAGGAGGCACGACAGGACUUGUUUGCAUGGUCACCGGUAUCACAUGCUGCAUAGGCACCAAGUUCUCAACCUCGCGCUUCUGGACCGACGUCCGCGAUUCCCGCUCUACAGCUAUCGUCUAUGUCGGUGAGACCGCCCGCUACCUCGUCAACACGCCUCCCAGCCCACUUGACAAGAAACACAAUGUUCGCGCCAUGUUCGGGAACGGUCUGCGCCCAGACGUGUGGCAGCGAUUCGUAGAUCGCUUCGGUAUUGAGAUUGUAGGCGAAUUCUUCAACAGCACGGAAGGCGUCAUGACGCUCUUCAACGGGUCCCGGGGGCCUUUCACCGCCACAUCUGUCGGCCACCAGGGUCUGAUCGAGCGCUGGCGCUUCCACAACACCUAUGUCCCUGUCGCUAUUGACAUGGUGACUGGCGAGCCGGUCCGCGACCCGAAGACAGGUUUCUGCAAACGCAAGUCUUACGAGGAGGGAAGCGAGAUCUUCAUCCACAUGCCCCACGAGUCCGCAUUCGUCGGGUACUACAACAACCCCGAAGCCACACAGAAGCGCUUCGAGCGCAACGUCUUCAAAAAGGGCGACCUGUACUACCGCACGGGCGACGCGCUGCGGCGCGACAGCGACGGCCGAUGGUUCUUCAUGGACCGCCUUGGCGACACGUUCCGCUGGAAGAGCGAAAACGUGUCGACCGCAGAAGUCUCCGAAGCCCUGGGUUCCUUCCCUGGCAUCAGCGAAGCCAACGUCUACGGCGUUGAAGUACCCGGCAACGACGGCCGCGCCGGCUGCGCCGCGAUCAACAUCACUGAGCCCUUCGACUUCCAGGGCUUGCUGCAGCACGCCAUGAAGAAACUGCCCAAGUACGCGGUCCCGGUAUUCCUGAGAGUCCUCAAGCAGCAGACUAGCAUGCACAACAACAAGCAGAACAAGGUCCCGCUGCGCAACGAUGGUAUUGAUCUGCGCAAGCUCCAGGAGCGCGCGGAUAAGGAGGCGGCGGAGAAGGGUGAGCAGAAUGUCGAGUAUGAUACGUUGUACUGGCAUCCUGCGUCACUUGGGGUGCGCGGCGGGUCACCCAAAGAGGAUAGAGGGUAUGUUGUGUUUACGCUGGAGGACUGGGAUCAGCUGAGGGCGAGUGCGGAAGGCGCAGUGGCGAAGCUGUAAGCUUGCCUUCUGCUGGUUUGUUCUGUAGAUUUCGUGUCGCUUAGCGUGUUCAAUGUACAAUGGAUGAUUUUAUUA
Boeremia exigua is the source of this 2132-nucleotide messenger RNA. RefSeq lists its product as uncharacterized. Bases 105 to 2057 code for a protein of 650 amino acids. Lineage: Eukaryota; Fungi; Ascomycota; Dothideomycetes; Pleosporales; Didymellaceae. Gene Ontology annotation, molecular function: long-chain fatty acid transmembrane transporter activity; long-chain fatty acid-CoA ligase activity. The transcript has 3 exons. The record is from RefSeq and is a predicted model, not a curated record.